Psylliodes chrysocephalus is the source of this 1271-nucleotide messenger RNA. NCBI's taxonomy places the organism in Eukaryota, Metazoa, Arthropoda, Insecta, Coleoptera, Chrysomelidae. The record is from the annotation of a GenBank genome assembly.
CAUAACCUUAGAAUUUUAUGUCAAAUUUGAUUAUAGUUAUUUUGUGUGGUAUUUUAGUAGAAUGUUUUAUUUAGAUUUGAAAUCCUAUUUAUAAUUAAUGUCCGAAAAUUCUAUUAAUAGUAUUAAUACAUUUAGGCCACGAUUGAACGAUUGAAAUGAACACAGCACUCCAUGCUUGGAACGAACGUAGUUUUGAAUUUCACUCUGUUGAAGGAAGAUAUAAUAGAGUUUUCUUCCAGUAUCUUUGCAAAUUUGUUGGAAUACCUUAGAGACACAGUGGAGCAUUUAAUUUUAGCUAUUUUAAUUUACAUAUUGAUAUGUAUUUUAUUGUAUUUGUGUAUACAAGUAUGGGGAUUUAUGGAAUUCAACCGAGAACCGAAUAAUGCCAGAAGGAUAUUAUUUGUAAUUUCGCAUUGCGACGACGAAUGUAUGUUUUUUGGACCAACAAUCCUGCAUUUUACUAAAAAAGAAGAAUGCUCAGUAUACAUCGUAUGCUUAUCUACGGGUAGAAAUUAUGGAAUGGGAUCAAUCAGAAAAAACGAGCUAUACAAAGCAUGUACAGUUCUAGGAGUACCUUCAGAAAAUAUUUUUAUUCAUUCUCACACUCUACUUCCGGAUGCCAUGGACGUACGAUGGCCGACGGAAGUGAUAUCAUCUCUAGUAUUAAGAUACGUCGAAAGUCUAGAUAUAACAACUCUAGUCACGUUUGAUAGAUAUGGAGUUUCGUACCAUAAUAACCAUUGCAGCAUAUAUUAUGCUGUGGCUAACCUCAUUUUAGAUAAUGUUUUACCUAAAAGUUGUACUGUUUAUGUUCUUGAUACUACUAAUAUAAUUAGGAAAUACUGGUUUUUUUUGGACAUACCCUUAUCCAUAGUGUUUUCUAGAUUUAGGUUUAUGGGUGGUUUAGAAGGCAGAACCACGAUAUACAACGCCAUGAAGCAGCACUCGUCUCAAUUGAAAUGGUUUCGUCGUUUGUACAUGUAUUUCAGUCGAUACGUGUUAAUAAAUACUCUACAACAGAUGAAUUUGAUCGAUGUAGAGUUAGAUUUAGAAAUACAAGAUUAAAAUAAAAUACUUUUAUAUUUUGUACCUACGUCUCUAUCCGUUUAUAACAAAAUGUACAAAACAAAUGAUCAAUCAUUUUUUUUUUAGGAAAUAUCUGUUUUUACAUUAAUAAUUGAAAGUUUAUGAAUAUUCAAAGAGGGAAAACGUUUUAUAUAUUUUUAAUGUAAUUUCAGAUUUGUUUUAAUUAUAAAUUUGAAUUCGCUGUG